This is a messenger RNA of Aedes albopictus (Asian tiger mosquito), 608 nucleotides long. RefSeq lists its product as uncharacterized. The record is from RefSeq and is a predicted model, not a curated record. Lineage: Eukaryota; Metazoa; Arthropoda; Insecta; Diptera; Culicidae. The transcript is spliced from 3 exons. The coding region runs from base 147 to 530 and encodes 127 amino acids.
UGGGCCGGCUCCCCGGUAGUAUCGAUCGGGCGUGUUGUGGAAACGGGUGUAAACAACGGUUUGUGCUGCUCUUCGGUGUAGAUAAGUGAGGACUCCAACACCUGGGAAGUGUUGUGCAGAGUGCACCGAAGAAUUUAUCCGAAAUUAUGAAAGUGGUGGCACUUUGUCUUUACAUUUUGGUGAUUGCGUGGGUGAAAGUAAGCUCUCGACCGACGACGAACGAAGAAUAUCAGAAGAUUGAAAUCGAUUCGAUCCUGAACGCAAAAGAAGGCAAUGGAACGAUCUAUUUACAUGUGCUCUCCGAUGGGACGAUGCUUCUGCGGAAGACCUAUAGCAAAGUGGUGAAUGGCUAUGAAGUCAGGGUUGAAGAAGGGUCAUACUCAUUCAUCGGUCCAGACAAGCUUCUCUACAAGACCACCUACAUUGCAGACGAACGAGGCUAUCGGGCAAAAACUUCAUUUUCCAAUGCAACCGCAACCUUUGUGGAAGAUUCGAUAGACCCCAAAGUACUCAUUUCUCUUCUCGGUUAAUAAUGCAUGCACCAAUGAGACUGCAAAGACCUAAAUUAAAAUAAACCCUCAAUUUCAAAUAAAUACAACAAAAAGAAA